UUUCGACGGGUCCAAGUCACUUCCUCAAAGCGCAACCUACAUCAAAUCAUUAAAGUCUUCAACAAGAGCCCAUUCCUACAGAACAAGCGACGCCAAUAUCAGACAGUAUAGAAAAUAUGGCAGCGAUGUAGCUCUGUAAUUGUUGCAAAGCAGUCUUGCUAUGUCAUCUUGUGAGCUGAAGGAAAGCCAUUGAGUCCCUUUGGAAAACAAAUAAAGUAUAGUCGACGAAAAGCCUCGUAAAGAUCAAUUAUGCCUUAGCUUAGAUGAACAAAACGUUUGGAAACUUUUGCAAAAAGCUAAGACGCCAUACUUGUUAGUAUCAGAUUUCACCUUUGAAGCAAUUCAAGAUGAGGAGAAUAUCAGCGAGUGUCGUCGAAGACAAUUGAAGCGUUGACCAUGAUUACAUAAAAGACUAAUGGCCACUAGUAGCACAUUGCCAUCGACUUUAUCAAGCCGUCAAAAGACCAAUUACUCUAGAAUAUGCAGACUACUAACGGACAUUGGGACAAAAGUGUUGAGAGACGUUUUAGAUUCCUUACACCCACCUGCUAGUCUACAGAAACAUCUCAACUCAUCCGCUGUUAACUCUAUACUGAAAAAUCUCAGAAAKAAAAGAGUGGUUAACGCGCAACAAUGGCAAAGAUUAUACCCACCAUCAGGAGUACCAUUAUCGACUACCUUCGACAUAACACUGCUCUUCCUUCUCUUAAGGAAUACCUGUGGUCUGACUCCACCUACUACAGGAUGGGAUGCUGCACCACCUCCAGCUGAUGUUAGCAAAGAGGCUGAUCUAAUUCGAGUAAAACGAUGCCGAAAUGAAAUCACUGGUCAUAGCACAGCCGCAGAACUCUCUGAUGCUGAUUUUGGAAACCACUGGGCUGAAAUUGAGGCAGCAAUGAUAAGACUUGGAGGAUUGCAGUAUGAACCAGAAAUCCAGCGUCUGAAAAUCGAGUCAAUUGACCCUGAAAGUGAAGCCUAUUUGAAUGUUCUUAUUCAGUCAUGGGAAGAAGGCGAGGAUAAAAUAUUGGAUGCCAUUAGAGGAGAAUUCGAUAAACUAAAAAUACAACAUCCUACAUUAUUCCAAGACUACCAACCGAAGCCCUUCUGUACUUUGCCUCAGAAGCCAUCCCACGACGUUGUCCACCGUCUUGAAGAAGUAUCCAUGACACUUGACGAGAUACGUCGACUCAGAACUGCGUUCCCGAAUCAUGUCACAGUAACAUAUUURUCAGGAAAUCCUGGCUGUGGAAARAGCGAGCUUGCAAGACAGAUUGGAGAAAAAUACUUCGAUGAAUUUGAAAAAGACGAGUCGUCCAAAUUCGUGGCUACAUUAAAUGCAUCGAGUCUCGAGAGUCUUAUUCAGUCGUACAUGGAACUGGCAUUCCAGCUUCGAUGCAACGACGUAUCCCUGAUCAUGUCAUCAGAAAAGAAUUCUCAAGAACAGAAACUUGCUCAGUUGCAAGCGCUCGUAGUUCCAAAGUUUCAGAAAUAUUCCUCAUGGCUGAUUAUUGUUGACAACGUUGAAGAUAUUAAAAUGGUUUGCAAAUUUAUACCGCACUCAGGUCAAAAGCUCCUGCAUCAUGRAAAAGSACAUAUCCUGWUYACUACUCAAGACAUGGAGUCUAUACCAACAAGCGAUUCGCAUGCACAUCACAUCCCGCUUAAAAAUGGUAUGAAAUUACAUGACGCAGCUCAGACCYUGUAUGAAAUAUCUGGAUUGCCAUGCGACGAAGAAAUCGCAAAUAAAUUAUGCGAAAAACUAGACUUUCARCCUCUAGCGCUUGCCUGUGCAGCAGUGUACAUCAGACAAACACACUACGCUGACCCUAGCAUGAACUGGGAAUGUUAUCUUGAAAAAGUGGAGAAAGGAAAUCUGAURUCGGCUGAUGAACUUUACGAGAAAACAAAUCACCCCUACCAGAGAUCUAUGAAGACUGCUAUUAAGAUGGCAGUUGAAAAGAUUUUAGAAAAAAAUGGGGUGUUACGGCAUACAUUUGAAUUUAUGGGGGCUUUUGCCCCAGAGUUCAUAUCACUAGAACACGUUAUCAGCUAUGUACGUCAGUGCAUGCCUAAUAUGGAAAAAGAGAAUGUAGCUAUAGCCAUUACCUCAUCCGCCCUCAUCAUUACUUCCGAAGGCAGCUCUAAACGACAGUCUGUUCGCGUUCACCAAGUUGUCUAUCAUGUUCUUCAAACCGUCUAUGAAGUAACAUUCCUGCAACCAGUCGACGAAUUUUCAUUUUUCAUGAAACUCGUCAACGUAUUUUCUUACAUCAGGGACAUUGGCGCAGAUAUAAUGAAAUUCUUUCAAGAAACAGCUCCUCUAAUAGAGCACUUUGUCUUUUUCUCGGAAAAGGUGAAAGAUUAUUUUGAAAGGCAUCAAAUUUUAAAGGUACUAAAAGAAGCAAAGCUUUAUGGAGUACAUUAUCAGUGUAAUAAACUAUUUACACAUCAAUACAUUCCAUUUGCCAGGUUCCUUGUGGAAACUGUUUCUUAUGUAUGUAGAGAGCACUGGAACUAUAGCACAGCAAGAACAUUAUGUGAGAUAGGCCACUGCCUAAUUGAAAACAUCUAUAAAAGCGAGGAAAUUACAUACGGCAGCAAUAAUCCUGAGGUGGCUACAACGUUACAUAAUUUAGGAUUAGUGUUGGACAAACUCGGAAAACUUGAUGAAGCGAAAGAUUGUUACGAUAAAGCACUGGCAAUUUACGAAAGCACUUACGGCAGCAAUCAUCCUCACGUGGCUACAGCGUUAAAUAAUUUAGGAUUAGUGUUGUACAAACUCGGAAAACUUGAUGAAGCGAAAGAUUGUUACGAUAAAGCAAUGGCAAUCGAAGCGGACGAAACAGUCAUUGGCAUUUAGGAGAAUAUUUUUUUCAAAAUGAAGGGUUAUCAAAAAGCUAAAGAGUAUCUGGACAACACCAUUGAAAUCAACCAAGAAAGACACGUUGGUAGCCAUCCGUAUAUAGCUAACAGUUGAGAAGCUCUGGCAGUACUCUCAGAAUGUAUCGACAAACUUGAUGAAGCUAGAGACUACUAUGAAAGAGCACUCGCAAUUAAAGAGAGCGCCUAUACACGACUUUCAAAAAUGGCGCGAUGUGUUACGGUCUCCGACCAGGGCACUGGGGACGAAGCACUAAAACAAGGUCUCAUAGGCCAGCCUCCGUAUAGUGAGCUUCCAUGGUUACUUGCAAGAGUGUUUUGUUAUAAAUAACAUACCAAUACAUCUUUCAAAUUUUUGGACACUGCCUACAUACGAUCUUCGUAGUGAUUUCUUGAUGGAAGGCCUUUCAGGUCUCGUUUCCAUGAUUCGUCACUAGUCCCCAAUAUAGGCGGACAUGAACUGGCGCCAUUUUUGAAAGUCGUGUAUGUUGGUUAAAACGUUAUAUAAGUUAGAAUCGCUGUUAAAGGAUCAAGAAAAACCGGAUGAAGCCAGAAAGUUUCGCGAAAGAGCCUUGGCAAUCAGCAAAAGGGACAGAACUUAGCAUUGAAAAAAAGAAGCCAUGGCUACAGGGUAAACUCUUGUGUACAUAACAAUGUAAAUAUGAUUCGUGUAUGUCGUAUGCAAAGUCAUGCAAUACUAUCAAAACGGAUUUUGAAACAUAACUUAUAUUUAUAGAGCGGAUUUCGUAUGAGUGGGACAACGUUACCGCACGUUUACCGGACCUGGCCUGCACAAUUUUAGUGAAGCAAUGGGGCACUGGAACACGGUUACAGUACGAUUACGGUCACCGUACAGUAUCGUCCGUUUCCCACUCAUACGAAAUCCGCUCUAAUAGUCAUGCAAAAUGGUGAAAACUAGCAGUAAUCUAGUGUGGGCUGUGUCGGUGUUUCUAAAAUAUUCUAAAUAUACCCAGCCUGUUGUAAGAUAAGCGCUUUGUAUACUUAUACGCUCUAACCUCGCGUA
This is a messenger RNA of Exaiptasia diaphana, 3904 nucleotides long. RefSeq lists its product as uncharacterized. The transcript is spliced from 6 exons. Bases 416 to 2860 code for a protein of 814 amino acids. Gene Ontology annotation, molecular function: protein binding. The record is from RefSeq and is a predicted model, not a curated record. NCBI's taxonomy places the organism in Eukaryota, Metazoa, Cnidaria, Anthozoa, Actiniaria, Aiptasiidae.